Molecule: messenger RNA, 1682 nt
Organism: Tripterygium wilfordii
Lineage: Eukaryota; Viridiplantae; Streptophyta; Magnoliopsida; Celastrales; Celastraceae
Product: B-cell receptor-associated protein 31-like
Exons: 2
Coding region: 679-1335 (218 amino acids)
Biological process (GO): endoplasmic reticulum to Golgi vesicle-mediated transport; intracellular protein transport
Cellular component (GO): endoplasmic reticulum membrane; endoplasmic reticulum
Source: RefSeq, a predicted model, not a curated record
UGGCACUGUGGCUUUGUUGAACGCGAAGCUAGGGAAGUGCGCAGGUGAGCCAGAUCGUCUCUCGAGUCAGACCCACUCGUCAAGUACUCCCACCGAGUAUUGCGAUUUUGUCAAUCAACCCCAACCGCUUCACUUUUCAUUAGACAAUUAACCUUUUCCAUUACCAAACACUCUUGCCAUUCACUUUUGAUCUGUCACCCAUAACCCAUUUAGGUAUUCCGCUGUUUUUCGGCUGUCUUAAGGCUAAAAGCAAAACCCAUUUUCUUCUCACGCACUUCUAAUCCCUGAACCCGCACUCCUAAUUUAGGAAGACCCAUGAAAAAGAACUGGGUUUUAAGGGAAAAAAGCUUCGUACUUCAAAUUGGGUAGAUCUAGUGCUUUCAGCGCAAUUUUUUGAAAAUAAAGACUGUUUCUGAAGUGGGUAUUAGACUUCACUUAUAAUUAUCCAUUUGCGAAGAGAAAGGAAUUUUCUUUUGCAGUUCUUGGAUGUUGGUCUUGUGAGACAUCGAUGAUUCAACUGUUCUUCAAGAGAAUUUCACUCUUCCUUCUAUGUUUUGCUUACUCGUGGAUCUAUGAGCUUUGAAGCUAGCGGGUCGUGGAGUGAGUUUUCGUUUUUGUUCUCUUGAGGUACUAAUAUUUGCACAAAAUAUCAAAGCAAAGUCAUUUCAUUGAGCAGAGAUGUAUCAGUUGUGGAUCUUGCUUCUGUGUGUUGAGGGUGUGGUAGCAUUCCUUCUAUUGGUGGAGAUUGGGCCACUUAGAGAGCUUUUGAUUAAGUUUCUGGAUCUGCUCAAAACGGGAACAGGUUCUGUGAUUGUCUUAACUGUUGCGGGUUUCAUGUUUAUGAUAUUCGGGUCAAAUGUUAUGAGCAUUAUCAACAUCCGGAACAAGGGCUCAAGGCUUGGCAGCACCUCACCCAUGGAUCAGGUUCUUUAUAGAACCCACUGGCUUGAUGCUUCGUACUUGGGUUUUAUCCUAGUUCUUGUAUUCAUAAUUGAUCGUGUGCACUGUUAUCUUAAAGAGCUUAUUGAGCUGAGGAAUAAUGUGGGAUCUUCGACAGAUGAAGUUGAAAAUCUUUGGAAAAAGAACAGACAAUUUAAGGAUAGGGAGGAUAAAACAUCCAAAGAAAUGAAACUGUUGCAAGACGAAAUUUCAACUCUAUCGGAGUCUUUGAAGAAGCUUAAGUUGGAAUGCCAAGGGAAGGAUCAGAAGAUUGAAACUGCUGAAGCCCAUGUCACUGCGCUUCAAAAACAAUCUGCGGAACUACUACUGGAAUAUGACCGCCUUUUGGAAGAAAAUCAAAAUCUUCAAUCUCAAGGUCUAGGACACAGGAGUUAAGGAAAUCUUGGAAGAUGCCAACUAUUCUUGCUCUGCGGAUAUUUUUCCGAUAAUAUUGAUCAAACAUCAACUAUAUUUUCCCAGAAGGAACAAUGGUAGACAAAUUUUUCAAGGAAUACAAUGAUCAAUGAGUAGUAGCUCCAUUUUGAGGUCUUGAAAUUUUUUUUAGUUUUCUGGAAUCUAGGAUCUUUGGUGUUUCAAUCUUUUUUUUGUGGCGUUGAUAUCAACUUUCUUCCAGUUUUAUCCAAUUGAUUCUGUAGUUUGAUAUGAACAUAUUUAUGUAAUCCUGACAGUGUUGUAAUCUGAACCAUAUGGAUAUUGGGGAGCAUGGAAUUUCCUUCUCAAUA